Gigantopelta aegis is the source of this 5387-nucleotide messenger RNA. RefSeq lists its product as uncharacterized. The transcript has 6 exons. The coding region runs from base 282 to 914 and encodes 210 amino acids. Lineage: Eukaryota; Metazoa; Mollusca; Gastropoda; Neomphalida; Peltospiridae. The record is from RefSeq and is a predicted model, not a curated record.
UAUUGUUCCACGUUCAAUAGAACAGAUUGAGAGGUUAAUAUGCCGAUGUCAUGGAAUACAGAAUAUGUCUCAAUUACAUAAUACUGACAGUGUUCGGGUUGCCCAUAAAACAUUGGAACAAGCAAAUGAAAUAGUGCCAAUUUCUUAUUGUGAUAACAAAAAUAGGGAGCAAUGUAACACUGUUGCUGAAUUAGCCAAAAUGCAAUCUGAAGAAGCUGGGUGUAAAAGAUUUUGCUACAAGGAAACCUAUUGGUGAAAACACUUAUAUACCUCAUACACCAAUGAGGGCUGUCAUUCCCAAAACAUGUGUAGCUAAGACGCAGGUCAUGGUGAAAGAUGGUGAGAAUACCGGAAGAGUUCCAGCCAUUCAGCUGAAUCCCCGCCCAGUGCCAAAGAAACAGCAGGUUGUCCUGCCGACAGUGUCAACACCGCCAAAGUUUUCCAGUCAGCAAGUGCCUGAGCCACCAAAGAAGUGUCACGACUCGAUAGCAGAGGCUUUGAUUAAUGUUCAGAAUAUAUUCCAGACCGUAUGGGAAACAAUAGACCAUUGGUGUACUGCAAUACAAAGUGCCAUCAAGGAGCCUACCUCUGAGAUUACGAGGAACUCAGAAAUGGUCCUGGAGAAACUAGUACCAUUAGUGACAGACCUACGCCACAAGUACCACCUGUGUCUUUCAUUUCCACCUCUUGACAUCCGCAACAGAAGAGCUGAGUUUGAUGACUUGUGCAAUCAUCUCAGACUGUUCUUCACCACUCUCAACAUGGAUUCUACGCAUAGCACUGCUGUCAUGACAGAUGAUCUGUUGGUGUUUUUUGGAACACUGGAUAAGAGACCUACGCUACAGGCAGGACUUAGCCAACUUGACGUAAUGAUCCAGGCUCUCUAUGAGUGUGUGAAGCGGAUGCCAGACUGAGUUUAGGGUGUAACAAGCAGAGAUCAAUGUGUGAAACAUGCCAGAUUAACAUCAGAUUGUGUGAAGCAGAUACCAGAUUGACAUCAGAUUGUGUGAAGCAGAUACCAGAUUGACAUCAGAUUGUGUGAAGCUGAUACCAGAUUGACAUCAGAUUGUGUGAAGCAGAUACCAGAUUGACAUCAGAUUGUGUGAAGCUGAUACCAGAUUGACGUCAGAUUGUGUGAAGCUGAUACCAGAUUGACAUCAGAUUGUGUGAAGCAGAUACCAGAUUGGCAUCAGAUUGUGUGAAACAGAUGCCAGAUUGACAUCAAAUUGUGUGAAGCUGAUACCAGAUUGACAUUAGAUUGUCUGAAGCAGAUAGCAGAUUGACAUCAGAUUGUGAGAAGCUGAUACCAGAUUGACAUCAAAUUGUGUGAUGCAGAUACCAGAUUGAUAUCAGAUUAUGUGAAGCAGAUACCAGAUUGACAUCAGAUUGUGAGAAGCUGAUACCAGAUUGACAUCAAAUUGUGUGAUGCAGAUACCAGAUUGAUAUCAGAUUAUGUGAAGCAGAUACCAGAUUGACAUCAGAUUGUGAGAAGCUGAUACCAGAUUGACAUCAAAUUGUGUGAUGCAGAUACCAGAUUGAUAUCAGAUUAUGUGAAGCAGAUACCAGAUUGUGAGAAGCUGAUACCAGAUUGACAUCAGAUUGUGAGAAGCUGAUACCAGAUUGACAUCAGAUUGUGAGAAGCUGAUACCAGAUUGACAUCAGAUUAUGUGAAACAGAUAACAGAUUGACAUCAUAUUGUCUGAAGCAGAUAUCAGAUUGUGUGAAUCGGAUACUAAAUUGACAUCAGAUUGUGAUCAGAUUUUAUGAAGCAUGUGACAGAUUGAGAUCAGUAUAUGAAGCUGAUGUAAGAUUGAGAUCAGUUUAUGAACCGGAUGUUAGACACCUACUUAGUGAUAAUUUGUUGCUCUUGGUCUGGUGCUUGACAAUUUUUGUUUACAAAGACUGGUACUUGCUGUGUUGUUUGAGAAUGUAAUUAUCCCUUGCAUGGUCAACCACUGUGGCAUAUUUUUGAUACCUAAUGGUUGCUAAUUAAACAAUGUGCUGAAGUUGUGUUCAGCAUUCCUUCCUUUCAAUAAAACGGGUGAUAUUAACUUUUUAGCUUGCUUGAAAUACAUAUUAAGACUUUAUAUUGUUAUCAGAACACUACAUUUUGUGUAAAAUAUGUUGUUACUACAUUACAGUUCAUUCAAUCAACUAAAUAAACCUCAGUGCCUUGACAUAUAACACAAAAGGGACUCGUCUAAGUUGUUAAUGUACUGUUGGUUUUGUAAUUUUGUUGCUUUAUUUGAAGAACAAAAAAUGUAUAUACAGUGAAACCCCGCUAUUAAGACCACCCAUGGGACUUAAUAAAUAUGGUCUUAUUAGCGGGGUGGUCUUAUUAGUGGGUUACUAUCUUUUUAAGUUGGAUUCCAAAUUAUAUACAAUUAUAACAUAAGAAAUAGAUUGCAAAUAUAAUUUAUUUACAGUGAGCACUAAAAUAGAAUUAAGAACUAAUGUCAAUAUGAAUUUAUAAAUACUGAAUAUUAGUCGAAUUAUGUGAAAAUGUGUCAAUUUGACAUUUCUAAUAGCAAUGUUGCGUAUAAAAAUAUAUCGAAAUAGUGAUAGUAUGACUACAAUAUUCAUGUUUUGUUUUCAGCACUUUGACACAACUCGCUCAAAAUACACAAACUCACUUUGUCAAUGUCGCCUCUCUAAAUAACACUUGUUUUGUUACCUAUUGGGUUAGUCGGUCACCUUGAUGGAGUGAUAUUCCAAUUAAAAAUUUGAUUCGCCCUGUCUCGUUAGGAUGACUGAAUGUGUAUAUUCAACUAAAUGACAAUACACAUUUGUCGACACAAUUUCAGAGUAAUCAACUUUCUGGGCUGGGCAUUAAAAGCAAUUGCAGUGAUGCUCUGCUUAAUAAGUUACAUAAUUUGUUUAGUCAGUGUGUUUCUUUAUAAAUGUAUUAAUUAGCAUAUUACUGUAAUCCGAAUGUGUGCAGGCUUGUUGGUCACUUGACUGUCUGUAGUAUGAAAACAACCAAUCAGCGCAUUACAUCGCUCAUUAAUAUUAACUAGGUGAUAAUGUUUUCCGGAAACUAAAAGUAGGGGUAUCCUUUUUACAAUCAACAGAUUAAACUAAAAUGAUUACUCUUUGACUGUACUACCUGUCAGUGUCAUUUGUUAACAAUCAGCAAAAACAAAGAAAUCAUUAGAUGCGUGACUUUUUAACACUUGUGUAAACUAAAAAUGCAGAAAUUUUGCUAUCAUAAUAAUAUGGUCGCUUUGACGAAACGACCAUUGGGACUGACUUUAUUGGUCGUAAUCAUCAACAGCGGGGUGGUCUUAAUACCGGGGUAGUUUUACCUAUAAAAUGAUAUGGAAAUAUUCCGGUCUUUAAAAAUGAGGUCUUAAUACUGGGGUGGUUGUUAGGUGGGGUUUCACUGUGUGUGUAUAUGUAUAUGUACAUGUACAUAUAUAUUAUGUUUGUUUACAAUAUUGAAUUGUAAAAUGUUAGUACAAGUUUACAUUGUGGUGAAAUUACUUUCUAAAUGAGAGGCUAUGGCCUUCGUGUCCAGUACAGAAUUUGCCAUAUUGUCAAAAAGUCCAGUUAAAUUCUAGUGUAAUAUAAUAUUUUUAUUACUGGUACUCAUAUAUAUUAAAUACAAAUAACAGAUGAUGGUUGUUUUAGUAGACAUACAUUGUAUCAUCAGUGACAGAAUUUGUCAAUAUUUUCUAUACAUUAUUAUCUACUUGCCUUUGUGCUUGAAAUAAUAGCAGAUUAGACACUAGACCUGUAGAAUCAUGUCUGUUGUGAGAUUGGAGACCGACACUAGACCUGUAGAAUUGUGUCUGUUGUGAGAUUGGAGACCGACACUAGACCUGUAGAAUUGUGUCUGUUGUGAGAUUGGAGACCGACACUAGACCUGUAGAAUUAUGUCUGUUGUGGGAUUGGAGACCGACACUAGACCUGUAGAAUUAUGUCUGUUGUGAGAUUGGAGACCGACACUAGACCUGUAGAAUCAUGUCUGUUGUGAGAUUGGAGACCGACACUAGACCUGUAGAAUCAUGUCUGUUGUGAGAUUGGAGACCGACACUAGAUCUGUAGAAUUAUGUCUGUUGUGAGAUUGGAGACCGACACUAGACCUGUAGAAUUAUGUCUGUUGUGAGAUUGGAGACCGACACUAGACCUGUAGAAUCGUGUCUGUUGUGAGAUUGGAGACCGACACUAGACCUGUAGAAUCGUGUCUGUUGUGGGAUUGGAGACCGACACUAGACCUGUAGAAUCGUGUCUGUUGUGGGAUUGGAGACCGACACUAGACCUGUAGAAUUGUGUCUGUUGUGGGAUUGGAGACCGACACUAGACCUGUAGAAUUGUGUCUGUUGUGGGAUUGGAGACCGACACUAGACCUGUAGAAUCGUGUCUGUUGUGAGAUUGGAGACCGACACUAGACCUGUAGAAUCGUGUCUGUUGUGAGAUUGGAGACCGACACUAGACCUGUAGAAUCGUGUCUGUUGUGAGAUUGGAGACCGACACUAGACCUGUAGAAUCGUGUCUGUUGUGAGAUUGGAGACCGACACUAGACCUGUAGAAUCGUGUCUGUUGUGAGAUUGGAGACCGACACUAGACCUGUAGAAUCGUGUCUGUUGUGAGACUGGAGACCGACACUAGACCUGUAGAAUCGUGUCUGUUGUGAGACUGGAGACCGACACUAGACCUGUAGAAUCGUGUCUGUUGUGAGACUGGAGACCGACACUAGACCUGUAGAAUCGUGUCUGUUGUGAGAUUGGAGACCGACACUAGACCUGUAGAAUCGUGUCUGUUGUGAGAUUGGAGACCGACACUAGACCUGUAGAAUUAUGUCUGUUGUGAGAUUGGAGACCGACACUAGACCUGUAGAAUUGUGUCUGUUGUGAGAUUGGAGACCGACACUAGACCUGUAGAAUCGUGUCUGUUGUGGGAUUGGAGACCGACACUAGACCUGUAGAAUCGUGUCUGUUGUGAGAUUGGAGACCGACACUAGACCUGUAGAAUCGUGUCUGUUGUGAGAUUGGAGACCGACACUAGACCUGUAGAAUCGUGUCUGUUGUGAGAUUGGAGACCGACACUAGACCUGUAGAAUCGUGUCUGUUGUGAGAUUGGAGACCGACACUAGACCUGUAGAAUCGUGUCUGUUGUGAGAUUGGAGACCGACACUAGACCUGUAGAAUUAUGUCUGUUGUGAGAUUGGAGACCGACACUAGACCUGUAGAAUUAUGUCUGUUGUGAGAUUGGAGACCGACACUAGACCCUGUAGAAUUAUGUCUGUUGUGGGAUUGGAAGGAGGGGGAAUCAUGAAUAAAUGUUUGUUCAUCAAAUAGUGCCAAACCAUUGACAGUUGUGACAUACUUUCUACUGGAAUAAUGUUCCAGUAUUUGUAAUACAUUAGUAAAAUGUUUUGUAUCCAA